This is a messenger RNA of Oryzias melastigma (Indian medaka), 816 nucleotides long. RefSeq names its product cytosolic iron-sulfur assembly component 2B (gene ciao2b). Lineage: Eukaryota; Metazoa; Chordata; Actinopteri; Beloniformes; Adrianichthyidae. The record is from RefSeq and is a predicted model, not a curated record. The coding region runs from base 169 to 648 and encodes 159 amino acids. The transcript is spliced from 5 exons. Gene Ontology annotation, biological process: iron-sulfur cluster assembly. Gene Ontology annotation, cellular component: cytosolic [4Fe-4S] assembly targeting complex.
GACAAAAUAAUCAAAGUUCUUCGAGAUUUUCUUCUCAGCCUUUUUGACCGCUGCUGUUUUCCGUCGUUCCAGGAAGUGUUCUGUGAAGAGGUCGCCAGAAAACAGCUCGACUCCCGCUGGUUACAUGAUCAGUUUCACGAUUACAGCUGGUUGAAAACAUCGUGUAAAAUGUCUGGAAGUUCUCAGCUGGAGAACGCUAACCCCGUCAUCUUCCAGCGGUCCGGGGAAAGGCAGCAGACGGCGGCCGAGGAGGACGAGGACGUGCACGACCCCAUCGACGACCGGGAAAUAUUUGAUUUGAUCCGAUCCAUCAACGAUCCGGAGCAUCCUCUGUCCCUGGAGGAGCUGAACGUUGUGGAACAAGUCCGAGUCCAGGUGAACGAUGCAGACAGCACCGUGAGCGUGGAGUUCACGCCCACCAUCCCGCACUGCAGCAUGGCUACACUGAUCGGCCUGUCCAUCAAAGUCAAGCUCCUGCGCUCUCUUCCCAGCAGGUUCAAGAUCGAUGUCCACAUCACUCCAGGAACCCACGCUUCAGAGGCUGCAGUGAACAAGCAGCUGGCAGACAAAGAGAGAGUGGCUGCUGCUCUGGAGAACUCGUCUCUGCUGGAGGUGGUCAACCAGUGUCUGACCUCCAGGAGCCUCUGACCCCCCCCUCAGCACUGACCGUCCACCGAGCGUCCUCUGUGUUUGACCAACGAUCCAGCUGUAUUCACAGCAGCAGAGCAGACCAAGAAAAAAACCUGAAAACAGAACAAAAACAUAUAAUUUCUUUAAUGUUCUCUGACCUGUUUGUUUUUUUACAUGUAAAUAUUU